Molecule: messenger RNA, 1089 nt
Organism: Aspergillus brunneoviolaceus CBS 621.78
Lineage: Eukaryota; Fungi; Ascomycota; Eurotiomycetes; Eurotiales; Aspergillaceae
Product: phosphatase PAP2 family protein
Exons: 2
Coding region: 1-1089 (362 amino acids)
Biological process (GO): phospholipid metabolic process
Molecular function (GO): phosphatidate phosphatase activity
Source: RefSeq, a predicted model, not a curated record
AUGGCAGCCAUGAGGCAAGACAGCAGAGACUUUGCCCUGCUAUCCGGCGAGCCAAGAAGAACCCCCAAGCGCUUGAUAUUCUCCUACCUGCUCGACUGGAUGUUCAUCAUUCUUCUCGUCAUCGUCGGUGCCAUCCUAUACAGCAUCACCGGCUCCGAGCACGUCUUCUCCCUCGACGACCCUAGCAUUUCGUAUCCCUUGAAAACCGACACCGUCUCGAUCGUCACCGUCGGAAUCGUCUGCUGUGCCGUCCCCGCGCUUCUCAUCGCCGCCCUCAGUCUCCUCCUCCCGAUCCCCUGGAGACUCCGCCUCUGGGAAUGGCACGCCGGGUGGCUGGGGCUGGGUCUCAGUCUCGCCGGCGCCUUCUUCAUCACCUCCGGCCUCAAGGACGUGGUGGGCAAGCCCCGGCCGGAUCUGCUCGCGCGGUGCCAACCCAACCUGUCGUCCCUCAACAUCACCGCGUACGCCGUCAGCGGGCUAGGCGUGGGGCGUCCAGAAGCCCCAGUGAUGGUCACCACGCGCAUCUGCCAAGCGACCGACUCCAAGACCCUCCGCGACGGAUUCGCCGGGUUUCCGUCCGGUCACUCCUCGUUCUCGUGGUCAGGCCUGCUGUACCUGUCGCUCUGGCUGGGGGCGAAGUUCGCCCGUGCUGUUCCUGCUAGUCCUGCUCACUACCGGGACGCGUCCAGCCGGGCUGCUGCUGCUACUGCUGCUACUGCUGCUCCACCCGUGUAUCUACUCGUGCUGACCGUUAUUCCCAUCGGCGGUGCACUCUACAUCUGCGGCACUCGCUAUAUGGACUACAUGCAUGCCGGGUGGGAUAUUCUGGGAGGGAGUUUGAUUGGGAUCGUCUUUGCGAUUCUGGGCUUCCGGUGGUAUCACGCCCCAGCUGGGCAGGGGGAUGGGGGCUGGGGCUACGCGUUGGGUCCGCGGUCAGCGGACCAUGCGUUCGGGGUGGGCUUGGUUGCCCCAGGGGAGUCUGAGGGUGAUGACCACAGGCAGGUGGAGAAUCGCGCGGGGUUUCUGGAUGUCGAGCUCAACACUAUCGAUGGAGGCUCGCAGAGUGUGUUGCGGGUUGCCAAUCCCUAG